Messenger RNA from Poeciliopsis prolifica (blackstripe livebearer), 5824 nucleotides. It is a transcript of the gene zfp64, whose product is annotated as zinc finger protein 64 homolog (mouse). The record is from RefSeq and is a predicted model, not a curated record. The coding region runs from base 206 to 2188 and encodes 660 amino acids. The transcript is spliced from 6 exons. Gene Ontology annotation, molecular function: DNA-binding transcription factor activity, RNA polymerase II-specific; RNA polymerase II cis-regulatory region sequence-specific DNA binding. NCBI's taxonomy places the organism in Eukaryota, Metazoa, Chordata, Actinopteri, Cyprinodontiformes, Poeciliidae. Gene Ontology annotation, biological process: regulation of DNA-templated transcription.
UCAAAGUGUCGGUGUGUUUGAAAGCGUGAACUGGUAUUUUUUUCUCGGUGGAAACUAAUCUUCAUGGAGCUUACAGUUGAAAAUAUGCGGUUUUAUUGAUGGCCGUAUUUUCAUUUGAGUCGCUUUUGUUUUACGCCAAAAUGAAGCGUUCCCUCGAACACAGCAGCCGAAAAAUAAGUUGAGCUUCACCAAAACAACCUCGAAAAUGGCAACAUGCAACAGCGAAGUAAAUGCAGGACUCUGUGCUGCGGUGGAGGUGAACCCAGACAUCCACAUCUGCGGCUUCUGCAAACAGCAGUACAACAACUAUGAGGUUUUUCUCGCCCAUAAGCAAAACGGAUGCUCCCUUCCCUCCUCUCAUACCGCGGUCAGCUCUGUGUCAGCCUCUCUUACAGGUUCCAGCACAGAGUUUGUUCUUGAGGAUGCUUACCAGGUCUGCGUGGUGAGGGGGGUCAAGAAGUCCUUGACCACAGCACAGAAAACUCCAUCCAAGAAACUAAAACCUGCCCUGGCCUCCAAAAGACAUUCCUGCUGUUUCUCAGGUUGCACUUUUAAGACACAGUAUGGCCAAAAAGACAUGGAGCGACAUCUCAAGACUCACACCGGUGAGAAGCCGUUUGAAUGUGAGCUCUGCCACAAGCGCUUCAGCCGGCGUGACAAACUGAACAUGCACAGCCGCUCCCACACGGGCGAGAGGCCUCACAAGUGCAAGCACUGCUCCUACGCAGCGGCGGACAGCAGCAGUUUGAAGAAGCACCUUCGGAUCCACUACGACGAGCGGCCAUUCAAAUGCCAGAUCUGCCCUUACGCCAGCCGCAACUCUAGCCAACUCACUGUACACCUCCGCUCUCACACCGGUGACGCACCUUUCCAGUGCCAGCAGUGCGACGCAAAGUUCAAAAUCAACUCUGACCUGAAGAGGCACCUCCGCAUUCACUCCGGGGAAAAGCCCUACAAAUGUGACUUUUGUGAGUACCGCUGUGCUAUGAAAGGAAACCUGAAGUCUCACACUCGCAUCAAGCACAGCACUGAGAACUUGUUUCAGUGUGAACAGUGCGACUACAAGUCUGCCAGCAGGUCGGCUCUGCGGCAACACACGAGGCAACACUUGCCCGCUCGGCCCUUUCAGUGCUCCAAAUGCACUUACUCAUGCUCCAGCAAGGGCGCGCUGAAAGUCCAUGAGCGGAUCCACUCAGAGGAGCGCCCCUUCAGAUGUGACUUGUGCAGUUUUGCCUCCAAGCGACUCAGCUGUCUGGUCACCCACAGAGAGCAAUGUCACUCAGAUAAAGCAGAGAGAGGAAGAGUCAGGAAUGCCGGCAGAGGUGGACAAAACUCUCCUAAGCCUGUCAGCUCUCGGUAUCGGGCCAAACUGGAUGCAGCCCGGGCCUUCCACUGUGACUUGUGCAAUGCAGCGUUUGUGAGGGAGGACUCGCUGCGCAGCCACAAGAAGCAGCAUAGAGACGCCCAGAACAUGGUGCAGUUCCAGCUUUCCAGCUCAGCAGACACGGUCAACCUAGUUCCCGUUACAAUGCCGCAAAGCAAUGCUCAGAUUGAAGUUCCCUUCCCAUCUAGUUCAAUGGUUUCAUACAAUAACGCACAGAUUAAAAUUAUCGUCCCACAGCCUUUGGGUCAGCAAAGCACCUUAAUUCCUGCUGCUGGGGAUGGAACAAGCAAAACCAAACUGGUCUUACUGGAGCCAGAUAACCAAGAUGUCGUCAAUCAAUCUAUGAUCCAACAAGUCAACCUGCUGGCAGCUGUGCAACCUCUCGGGUCGUCUUGUAGUACCAUCAGGCCCGAACCCCAGACUGUCGUGCUGACAAAGCUGAACUCAGACAAUAACACCCCUCAGGACUCUGGCAGCACACAGACUUUGAUCACCUACAGCUCUGAUCUGGAGGGCCUCAGCACCUUCAUUCCUGAUGGGGGCACAGAACUAAGAGUCGUGACAAAAAAGAGCUCACCAUUGGUGACAAUAGCAACUCCACCAGACAUGGUUGGCUCCAAGCCUGCUGAGCCUUGUCAAGAAGCUGGACUGGUGGUUCCAAACAUUGGCAUUGGUAGCCAGAACGUGGUCAUCCAGGGUGUCCCACUGAUAAUGUGCACUCAGCCACAGCAGGGCACGGUGGAGCAGCUUUCACCACACACACUCUACACAGAUUCACACACACCUGGAAGCAUGCUGCAAUGAGUGAAAUGAAAUGUACUUUGCAUUUCCAAUGAGAAGUUCACAUAAACUCGUCAUAGAAAGCAAGUUCUAUAUUAUUUUGGAGUUUCUUAUUAUUUAUUUGUGCCUUUCAUACAACAUACGCUAUGCUGCAAUACUUUUUAAAAACAACCAUUGGGUCCACAAAUUUAAUUUUUAAUACAUUAUGAAUUACUCAAAUCAUACACCUUUAGUAAGAAUGAAUUAAAUGUUGCUAAGCAAGUUUUCCCUUAACCAAAUGCUUUUAGUUAACAUCAGCAAGCCUUUUUAUUGAACAUUAGACCACUCUUUCAGUUUGUUUAACUUUGCUUUUAACCAUUGUCAAUAAAUUUUUAAUAGGUUCAAUGAGUGAGCCAAUCGGAAUUGGUCACCCAUUAUAUCUACUUAAACUUAGCCAGUCCUAGUCUUUACGGUUCCUCUCAAAACUGUGCGUACUGCUGUGAUAUGACAGAAUUUUUGGGAUAUAAAAGUAGAAUAGCCAACUCCCAAAAGAUGUUCCCAAUCCAAGAAAUAUAGUCCCUCCAAGGUGCCCUGGGUCUACCUCUGGGUCUUCUUUCAAUGGGAAUUCCCUAACCUCGCCAGGGACGAGUCUGGGAGGCUUCCUAAACAGAUGCCCAAGCCACCUCAAUUUCUCGUCUCUACUCUGAGUCCCUCCUGGAUGAAGGAGUGUCUCACCCUAUUUCUAAGGGACAUCCAGCAGAGGAAACUCAUUUCAGACCCUUGUAUCCAUUUUCUCAUUCUUUUUCUCAUUACCUAAUAAAGCUUCAGACCAUAGAUGAGGGCAGGAAUGUAGAUCGACUAGUAAAUCGAGAGCUUCACCUUUCGGGUCAGCUCUUUUCACCCCAAAAGACCGAUACGUGUUCAUGUCACUUCAGUUAUCACACUAAUUUUCCUGUUAAUUUCCCACUCCAAUUUUCCCUUUCGUGUGAACAAGAACUCAAGUUAAACAGCAUUACUUUGGGUAGGACCUCGCCCCCAACCUGGUGAAACAAUCUGUUCUUUUCCAGAUCAGGACCACGGUCAAGGUGCUGAUCCGUAUCCUGGCUGCUUCACAUUCUGCCUAAUGCCUCCAAAACAGAUUCCCUCAACAUCUUGGCAUUCCCUAGAAAUUAUGUCCAGAAAGGUGACAAAGGAAAACCUCUCAUUGGAAAAGUGUUGACCUUAUUGCUGAUAAUGCAGAUCAAGUUCUGACACUGGUUUAAUUGUUACCUCAUACUCCCAAAGUACUACCCAAAGGAAAACCCGAGCGACACGGUUGAACACUUUCUCCUGUCCCACACAAUUGAAUUCUUUUCAAAACUUUUUCCACAACUAAAUUGGUACUUAAUCCUUAAAAUUGAAACCUACAACUACCAACUCUGUUUGAAGAGAAAUCUAAAAUCUCAAUUGGAAAAUGGAGGAAAAAAUGGUUCAAACAAAAUAAAAAACAACUUGACCCCGAUGAAUGUAAGUAAACUUGUCACAGAAAUUGGGAAAAACUGCAACAAUAUCAACACUGUUGACUUGAGCUGCUGUUGAUUUGCCUGAGAAGCCUGGCAUAUGAAUGACAUCAUGUCAAGCUGAAAACAUGGAUGGAGCUGCAUUGCAAAAACGACAAAUGUUACCAAGUAUUUUUGGUCUAAUUUCUGGUGCUCAUAUUUUGGUUUUCUCCUUGCGGAAAGCAACUUUUCCACAAGAUAUAGAACCUUUUAUGUCAAUAACUCUUGACUAUUGAUUAAAACUAUCAGUUCCACUGGCAGAUUUUUUUUUUUACUUGUCACAAGAUAUUUCCAUAUUAAAAGUGAAAAAUAUCUUACAGUGGAGCUAGUAGUUUUGAUCAAUAUUAAACAAUUUAUUGACCUAAAACAAACUCUUGCAUGUUUUGAAAAAGUUACAUAUGACUUAGUUUUGUCUUAUUUCAAGUGUUCUAAUGUAUUUGCACUAGAAACUAAAAACCUGGUUAUGAUUUUGUGUUUUUGUAGUGUGUAACUAGCAAGUAAAGUGUUACAGUUCCUAUAGGCAGAUAAAUUACAGUUGAAAGUUGCAUUUACAGGCAAAGUCAAUGACACACUUACAGGAGUGAUGACAAACUGCAGCAUUUGUUUGCACAAUGUUUUCCAGUUCACUGAUAAAUGCCAUUGUCAAUAAAUUUGCAUUCAUUUGAAUUAUUUAUUUUUUAUUUUUUUGCUUUCAUUUAUUUGAGACAUGUUUCAGCUGAGUAAUAUCAUGUAAAGUGCUAAGGAGCCACAACUGGAACCUGAAAUCAAAUAUGUGAGGCUUAUGCAUUUUUUAGUUUGUCCAUAAGGGGGCAGCAGAGUGUCAAGAGUAAAGGUUGAGGUUAACUUUUAUAUAUUGCCUUGUUCAAAAAACGGGUACCAGAGGGUGUGCUCCAAUUAUAGGGAGGACACCCUCUGUCAGGUCUGUGUAUGACCGGUGUCAGAGUCUGGUCCGCAUUGCCGGCAGUAAGUUGGGUUCGUUUCCAGUGAGAAUGGAGCCCAACUCCAUCAGGGCAGCCGUUUCUCACCAAUUCUGUUCAUUACUGUCAUGUACAGAAUUUCUGGGUGCAGCCGAGGUGUUGAGGGGACCCGUUUUAGUGGCCUUAGGAUUGCAUCUCUGCUUUUUGCGAAUGAUGUGGUCCUAUUGGCUUCAUCAGGUCGUGAUCUGCAGCUCUCACUGGAGCGGUUCGCAGCAGAGUGUGAGGAUCAGUGCCUCCAAAUCCGAGGCCAUGAUCUUGAGCCGGAAAAGGGCAGAGCCCCCAAGUGGAGGAGUUCAAGUAUCUCAGGAUCUUGUUCACAAAUGAGGGAAGAAGGGAGCGAGAAAUCAGCAGGUGGAUUGGCGCGGCGUCUGCCAUGAAGCGGCCGCCGUACCGGUCCGUCAUGGUGAAGAAAGAGUUGAGUCAAAAAGCGAAGCUCUUGAUUUACCGGUCGAUUUACGUUCCCACCCUCAUCUAUGGUCAUGAGCCUUGGGUUAUGACCGAAAGAACGAGAUCGCAGAUACAAGUGCCCAAAAUGGGGUUUCUCCCCAGGAUGUCUGGGCUCUCCCUUAGAGAUAGGGUGAGAAGCUUGGUCAUCUGGGAGGGGCUCAGAUAAGAGUCGCUGCUCCUUCACAUUGAGAGGAGCCUGUUGAGGUGGUUCGGGAAUCCUGGUAAGGUGUUCCGGACACGUCCUACUGGGAGGAAGCCCCGCAGAAGACCCAGGACUUGCUGGAGGGACUAUAUGUCUCAGCUGGGCUGGGAACUGCUUGGGAUAUCCCAGGAAGAGCUAGGACACGUGGCUGGGGAGAGGGAAGUCUGAGCCUCCCUUCUGAAGCUGCUACCUCUGCAACUCGACCCCGGAUAAAGUGGAUGGAGGGAUGGAGGGAGCGAUGUUUACUUACAUAGUCUGCAUGUGCAUUUUUGUUGAAAGAAUACUUCCCAGUCCUCUUUUUGAAUCAACAGAUGUCAAUUGUAAAUAACAUUAGUUCAGCCAUCAAGGUCUUUGGUUCUAAAAGCCAAGCUUCUCCAGCAAUAGAUUUUUCAAUAAAGUGUGUUUUGCUUGUUGCCAUCUAUUAUUCUGACCAUUUUUACACACAGAUGUCAGCCCUCUGUAUUCGUAAGCAGAAGAUGCUUCACCUGAAUAGGAGGCUCCUGUGAAUUGAUUUCUU